Scutellospora calospora is the source of this 1500-nucleotide messenger RNA. The record is from the annotation of a GenBank genome assembly. NCBI's taxonomy places the organism in Eukaryota, Fungi, Glomeromycota, Glomeromycetes, Diversisporales, Gigasporaceae.
AUGGCUCCUCGUCUGUACACGGAUUGUCUUGUCAAAGUAUUUACGUUUCUUAAAGAUGAUCAUACAUCUUUGCACUCUUGUGCGCUUGUAAAUCACUUAUGGUGUCAAAACUCUAUUCCAUUGUUGUGGGAAGAUCCUUUUGAUAGCAAAAAAUUGGAGGAAGGAAACGAAAGUCACAAAAGAUAUUCUCUCGUUAAUACGUAUAUUGCAGGUCUUCCACAAAUGUCACAAAAAGUACUUAAGGACAAGAAAAUCAUAUUAUCACCAAUCAUUAGCUCUCCAACAUUUGAAUAUGCAUCAUAUUUACGUAAAUUGGAUUUAAAAAGUUUUUUCACCGCUAUACAAUCAUGGUCUGCGUGUUUCGCUAAGUGGACUAAAAAUAAUUUCGCGGGUUACCAAAUAGAAUUAGUUAUCAAAGAGUUAUUACGAAAUUUAUUUCUCAUAUCUCCACGUAUUUUAGUUCUUAGAGUAAAUGUUAAUAUAAUAGGAGCAAUUAUCGCAGAUAUUCUUCAAAAUGUACCUGAAGCAAGAAGCUGUCUGACAAGCUUAAAAGAAUUUAUGUAUUUUGCGGAACAUCCUACUAUGGAAAUUCUUUUUUCACAAAUUGCUCAACUUACUGGCAAUAUCGAACGUUUUAACCUUUCAAUUUAUGGUCAUACCGAGCAACUUCUAAAUAUGAUCAAGGCUCAGAAACUUUUUAAAGAACUUGUUAUUAAUAAUAGAACAAAUUCGCCGUUAGGUUUCAAGUUUUGGGUUGACACAGAUGCUGGAUCCCUGAUCUCUAAGAAAGCAUCAACUAUCACUUACUUAGAAAUUGAGAAUAUUUUUUUUCCAUUCCAAGCACUUUCACACUUUACUAAUUUAGUAGAAUUAAAUAUGUUUUAUUGUGGAUCUUAUAGCUCGAAUGAUUGGGAUCCUUUAUCUGACGUACGUUUGAAAAAACUUGAGAAGAUUUCUUAUAAGAAUCGACAUUCCCUUUAUUUGGAAUCUUUCGGCAGGUUUUUGGGUAAUGCAGGCAUAAACCUUAGUUCUAUUACAAUUCGUUGUUGUUCAAUAUGUGAUCCAGAACAGUCACAUUUACUAUUCACGUCAAUUUCGGAUAACUGUCCAAACCUUAUACAUUUUGAUGGACCAAUUGGAUCCGACAAUUCUUCAGAAUUUGGGCAAAUGCUUCACGCGUGUUCCAAAAUUGAAACAUUGUGUCUUCAUCCAUCGAAUAAAUGUUGUAGGGUUGUGCAAAGUCGAACAGAUUUUAAUCCACUUCUCAAAAAGAUCACGAUUAAACAACCAUGGAAACUGAGGAAAUUAACCAUCAUUCACGGAUGGAGAUUUACAUCUGAUGUGUUUGAAGUUUUUUUACAAAGUCGGCAAAGAAUUUCAAAGACGAUUACAUUUUAUUGGAAUGAAUGCGAGAUUAUUGGUAGUUUUGAUAAGGUUUGUGUAAAAUAUCAAAGGGCUAAAGUUUUAGAUAAAUAUCAAAAACUUUUAAAAUAUGAUUAA